CUGAAGACUCUCCUAUUGUUGUUGCUACUCAUAACGACUACUUGGUUGGUCUUACAAACGAUAUUCGCUCUCGUACUAUUCCUUGGGAGGGUUAUCAACGUGCUGGUCUUAUUACUGAAACUGAACUCUCUCAAAUUCGUCAGUUUGAAAAAUCUCCAAGUGCUGCUCUGAAUCAAGCUGGUGAUGAUUACUUUAAUCUGUUCAUGACCUUGCUUGGGAAGCUUGUUCGUGCUGAUACUCUACAAAGUAUUAUAGUGCUUUUGGGUGAUGUUCUUCGUGAAUCACCAAGUUAUACUCAGCUUUUUUUUAAAGACGGAAAGAAACCUUUUGUUGUCUUGUUCAGACUGCUUAAAAAAGACGACGAGUUUGUUCAGCUGAAAUCAAUGAGUCUUUCCACUCAGCUAGUACUAAAAUAUGCUGAAACGCAUGCUCCUAUCGAUAUUACAGAUCUCUUAAACUGGAUCUUAUUCAAUCUGACAAACUCCAACGCCAAUAUUGUGGAUCAUGCAUCACAGUUUUUACAAGAAUUACUCUCGGUUGAGGAAUAUCGUCAGGCUUUCUAUGAUUUGCCUGGAGCAAUGGAGUCACUGGUUUCAGCCAUGCAAAAAACACCCAUCACUGCUCAGCUACAGUAUCAACUGGUUUACUGCAUUUGGCUCAUGACAUUCAUUGAAAAGAUUGCAAAGGAAAUUCAAAACAAAUACAAGAUUUUUCACAUUCUUGCAGACAUGUCGCGUGCUGCCAUCAAGGAAAAGGUGGUUCGUGUGGUGGUUUCUACAUUCCGAAAUCUGAUCAACAAAGCUCCCGAUGAAAAUAUCAUGGCUAUGCUGGGAACCAAGAUUCUUGGUCUUUGUGAAACACUCGCUACACGCAAGUACUCUGACAGUGAAAUCAACGAUGACUUGCGGUUUAUUGUAGAAGAGUUGACUCAAAAUGUGGCUUCUUUAACUACGUUUGAUGAGUAUGCCUCGGAAGUCCGCUCGGGGCGUUUGGAAUGGUCGCCACCCCAUCUCUCUGAGCAGUUUUGGAAAACCAAUGCUGUCAGGCUUCUUGAAUCCGAUUGUGAGCUUGUCAAAAUUCUUGCUUCCGUUUUGGCCACUUCAAAGGAUCACGACAUGCUUGCUAUUGCAGCACACGACAUUGGCCAGUUUGCCAAGUAUUGCUCUACUGGAAAACGAAUCAUCCAAGAACUCGGUGCCAAAACUCAAGUGAUGGAACUCAUGUCAAAUGAAAACGCCGAUGUUCGAUAUCAAGCUCUGCUUGCUGUUCAGAAAUUUAUGGCCAAUGCAUGGGAGGCUUAACGCUUGAAAAAUGAAUUUUCUUGAUCAGUACCAAAUACAUUUACUACUGAAUUUGC
This is a messenger RNA of Batrachochytrium dendrobatidis JAM81, 1357 nucleotides long. Its product is annotated as H(+)-transporting V1 sector ATPase subunit H. Lineage: Eukaryota; Fungi; Chytridiomycota; Chytridiomycetes; Rhizophydiales. Gene Ontology annotation, molecular function: proton-transporting ATPase activity, rotational mechanism. The record is from RefSeq and is a predicted model, not a curated record. The transcript is spliced from 15 exons. Bases 204 to 1301 code for a protein of 365 amino acids. Gene Ontology annotation, biological process: proton transmembrane transport. Gene Ontology annotation, cellular component: fungal-type vacuole membrane; vacuolar proton-transporting V-type ATPase, V1 domain.